Molecule: messenger RNA, 491 nt
Organism: Paramecium tetraurelia
Lineage: Eukaryota; Ciliophora; Oligohymenophorea; Peniculida; Parameciidae
Exons: 4
Source: RefSeq, a predicted model, not a curated record
AAUAAAACAAAUGAAGAGAUUAUUGAGGAAUGCUCAAAUUUUAUCAAAAUAAUCGCGAUAUUACCAUCAUGAUCCAGCCAGUAGAGCCUUAGUGGGAUCACCUUAAGAGAUUGCUCCUCCUGUGCACUUCAAAUUAUAUUAUCUCCCAGACAAUGUUGCCAAGACUGGAUAGGGUAUGAGACACCCUCACUUUAAUGCAUAUUAAAUGGAAGGAGUUACCACAUAUGACAAUUGGGAAUACAAAUAUUAUGGCUAAUGGUGGCAUAUUGGAUCUAUUUUCUGGAAUUCUUUAAUGUUAUUCUACCCCUUAUUAUUGUGGCUUGUUAUCGAGUAGAGUCAGCAAGAAGCACUUUUGGCGAAGGAUGACAUGUUUAAGAAAUAUUUCAACGAAGCUGGAGGAUUCUAUUAAUACACAUUCAUAGGCCCAGAAACCACUUUAAAUUAUUGAAGCAUUCAUUGAAAAAUAUAAAAAUAUAUUAAAUAUUACAUAA